Messenger RNA from Triticum aestivum (bread wheat), 1271 nucleotides. Its product is annotated as annexin D5. The coding region runs from base 137 to 934 and encodes 265 amino acids. Gene Ontology annotation, molecular function: calcium ion binding; phosphatidylserine binding; calcium-dependent phospholipid binding. The transcript has 4 exons. NCBI's taxonomy places the organism in Eukaryota, Viridiplantae, Streptophyta, Magnoliopsida, Poales, Poaceae. The record is from RefSeq and is a predicted model, not a curated record. Gene Ontology annotation, cellular component: plasma membrane; cytoplasm. Gene Ontology annotation, biological process: response to water deprivation; response to cold; response to salt stress.
CCCGAAUCUAGCAUCUGAGGGAAAAGCUUCGCGUCUCCCUCUUUAAAAAGCUCCCCCCCGUACGCAGCAUCAGCACAGACACAGUCUCACUCUCACAGAAAGAACGGAAACCAUCGUCCAGGCAGGCGGUAGAGCGAUGGCGAGCCUGAGCGUGCCUCCGGUGCUCAUGCCUCCGCGCGAUGACGCCGUCGCUCUCCACAAGGCCUUCAAAGAACGCUAUGCUGCUUUGGGUCCUCGACCCGUGGGGCGUGACACGACCAUACUCAACCAGGCCCUCAACGGCGACAUCACCGACCUGACAGCCGCCACGGAGGUAAUCUGCUCCAGGACGCCGUUGCAGCUGCAGAUCAUGAAGCAAACCUACCGCGCGAGGUUCGGUUGCUACCUUGAGCAUGACAUCACCGAACGCACCUACGGUGAUCAUCAGAAGCUUUUGCUUGCGUACCUGGGAGUCCCGCGCAACGAAGGCCCGGAAGUUGAUCCUUCGGCGGUGACAGACGACGCAAGGGACCUGUAUCACGAGAAGAGGGCGGGCACCGAUGAGCGGGCCUUCAUCCGCAUCUUCAGCGAACGCACCUGGGCGCACCUGGUGUCCGUGGCCAACGCUUACCAGCACAUGUACGCCCGGUCCCUGGAGAAGGCCGUGAAGAGUGAGACGACAGGGAACUUCCAGUUCGGGCUGCUGACCAUCCUCAGGUGCGCCGACACUCCGGCGAAGUACUUUGCCAAGGUCCUACACAAGGCGAUGAAAGGCCUGGGCACCAGCAACGCGGCGCUCAUACGGGCGGCGGUGACGAGGACCGAGGUCGACAUGAAGUACAUCAAGGCAGAGUACCAUAACAAGUACAAGGGGUCGCUGGCUGAAGCCAUCCACUCCGAGACGUCAGGGAACUACCGAACCUUCCUCCUCUCGCUCGUCGGCCGGGACUGCUAAGGCGCUCCCGUGCAUGCUCAAUCGAUCCCACCACAUGCAUGGUGGCACCAAGGCUGCCAUGCGUGAUCGAUCAAUAGGCAUUGGGGCACAAUAAUCUGAAAAGGAGCAAAAUAAGAUUGUAUUAUUCCUGUGGAAUCAACACAAUUGUUCUAUGUUCACUUUUCCAAAUAUGGAGCAUCAGUACCUUCACAAUUUCGAAAUAACUCGCCAUCAACAUGGUUCUUUUUACUAUAGUAGUACCCCAUCUUAUACUGCUUUAUUCCACCUUAUCUCCCCCGUCUCGUCACAUUUGAUCUGUCACCAGAUAAAUGUAGUGGGAAGGUGCCUUGAUUAUUGU